Talaromyces stipitatus ATCC 10500 is the source of this 1275-nucleotide messenger RNA. Its product is annotated as sarcosine oxidase, putative. The record is from RefSeq and is a predicted model, not a curated record. The coding region runs from base 1 to 1275 and encodes 424 amino acids. Lineage: Eukaryota; Fungi; Ascomycota; Eurotiomycetes; Eurotiales; Trichocomaceae. The transcript is spliced from 2 exons. Gene Ontology annotation, molecular function: flavin adenine dinucleotide binding; sarcosine oxidase activity.
AUGACCGUCUCGACCAACUCAAGAAUCAUCAUCGUCGGUGCCGGCGCCUUCGGCACCUCAACAGCCUACCACCUCUCGCAACGAGGCUAUAAAUCAAUACGUGUCCUCGAUCGCCACGCAGCACCAUCCUGCGAAGCCGCAUCAACCGACAUCAGCAAAGUAAUUCGGAGCGACUACAAUGAACCUCUUUACUGCAAGAUGGGUAUUGAGUCGAUCGAAGCGUGGCGGGAUUGGGAUAUGUUUAAGGGGUUAUACCAUGUUCCAGGUUGGAUUUUGAGUGCUCGUUCUAUUGAGACGUCGAAGAAGCUUGGAGUGGAGGGCUUGGAGAUUUUGACACCACAACGGAUUAAAGAGAAGUUGCCGUUGGUGACAGGGAAACUGGAUGGGUGGAAUAUCAAUGUUUGGAAUCCGACGGCUGGAUGGGCAAAGUCCGGUGAGGCUUUGAGAAGGAUGCUGGAGGUGUCGGAGAGGAAUGGAGUUGAAUUUGUGAGUGGUAGUAAGGGAUAUGUGCGCAAGCUACGGUAUGCUUCUGAUGGGACAACGUGUCGUGCUGUAAUCACGCAAGACGGGACUGUUCAUGAAGCGGAUCUCGUCAUCCUGGCUGCCGGUGCUUGGAUGCCCAGUUUGAUUGAUCUCCAAGGUCAAUUAACAGCCAAGGGACACUCAGUGGCGCAUAUCCAGCUAACCCCGGCCGAAACGAAACAAUAUUCCACUUUACCGAUUCUCGAUAAUCUAGAACUAGGGUACUUCUUCCCACCUCAGGAAGAUGGGACCUUCAAAAUCGCUCACAGCCAGUUCAUUACAAACACCAAAACCGAUCCAGUAUCAGGAAUCACCACGUCCAUCCCGCAUACUUUUGUCGAAUCCCCCACAGAUGAUUUACCGCUUGAAAUUGAAGCUACAAUGCGCCGUAAUCUACGACAAGUGUUUCCCGAACUAGCUGAUCGACCAUUCUGCUACACUCGACUAUGUUGGGAUGCUGAUACAGCUGAUCGCCAUUUUCUUAUCACUCCUCACCCCACACAAAAGAAUCUAUUCAUUGCCACCGCUGGUUCAGCACAUGGAUUCAAGUUCUUACCAAUUAUCGGAAAGUAUAUUGCGGAUCAUAUCGAAGGAAAACUCGAUGCAGAUAUUGUACAUAACUGGCGCUGGAGGGUCGGAGAGGAUGUGAAUACGAAGAAUCUGGCGCAUUUGGACCCGGAGUUGGAGCUGUCGGAUCUGACAGGGUGGAAGGGGAGGAGAGAGCGUGAGGGGAGGUUGAAGGCAAAGUUCUAG